This is a messenger RNA of Schistosoma curassoni, 1930 nucleotides long. NCBI's taxonomy places the organism in Eukaryota, Metazoa, Platyhelminthes, Trematoda, Strigeidida, Schistosomatidae. The record is from the annotation of a GenBank genome assembly.
CUUUGGGGGGAGUUUAAGUUGUCUUAUUUAAUUGCGCCCGUCGAUCCAUUCACCCAUGUUAGGAGUACAUUCAAGAUCGUGUAGCGUUUGUCGUUGUGUUCCGAAAUGGCAGUACCAAAAACUAUUGAGCAGGCUUUUCCAGGUCACAAACGAACCAGUUCUGUUGCAUAAACCGGGUAGUACGGAACGUCAGAAGUUGGAUAGUACGUUGGAUACUAUGAUUAUAAACGGGCCUUAUCAUGUGCCUAUAUGUAUUGAUUCAAACGAAUUAUCAUCCGGACAACCUCGAAGGCAGAUUUUGGUAUGUCAAUAAAGUGUUUUUUUAAUGGGAAGAAUCAAGCCAUUUGAGCAUUCGAAAACACUGGUCAAUUUUUAUCAUGCCUCAGGAGAGCAAAUAAAAUCUGCAAUUGAAUCUUGUCUAAUAGCUCGUAAAACGUGGUCACGCACAAGUUUUGAUGAACGCGCUAAGAUAUUCUUAAAAGCAGCGGACCUUGUUAGCGAUAAAUAUCGCAUGGAGUUGUUGGCAUCAACUAUUCUCGGUCAAGCGAAAACAAUUUUUCAGGCUGAGAUUGACGCAGCUGCAGAAUUAGCAGAUUUCUUGCGUUUUAAUGUGAAAUUUGCCUCAGAAGCCCUGCAAUAUAAACCAAUCAAUACCCAUGAUGCAAAGAAUGAAGUAGUUUACCGAGCAAAUGAAGGGUUUUGGGCUGCUAUACCACCAUUUAAUUUUACAGCUAUUGCAGGGAACCUAGCAAGUGCCCCAGCUUUAAUGGGGAAUGUUGUGAUUUGGAAACCCGCUGAUACAUCCAUAUAUUCUAAUUAUCUUGUUUACAGAUUACUCCGCGAAGCAGGUUUACCCCCUGGUGUAAUCAACUUUGUCCCAGCAGAUGGCCCAACAUUUGGUAAAAUAAUUUGUGAACACCCUCAACUUGCUGGUAUCAACUUCACUGGAAGCACGAAAACUUUUCGUGCUAUAUUGAAAAUGAUUGGCGACAAUGUUGAUAAGUAUCGUGGUUAUCCAAGAACUAUAGGUGAAUGUGGCGGCAAAAAUUAUCAUUUUAUCCAUCCAUCUGCAAACUUGGAAGAAGCUGCUCUCGGCACUAUCCGAAGUUCAUUUGAAUACUCUGGUCAAAAAUGUAGCGCAUGUAGUCGACUUUAUGUACCAGAAAAUUUAUGGCCAAAAUUUAAACAACUUUUACUUGGUCAUUAUGAACAAUUGAAAAUAGGAUCACCACUUGAUUCAGAUACAUUUUCAUCUGCAGUUAUUGAUCAUACUGCAUUCAAUAAAAUCUCUGGCUAUCUACAAUAUGCAUCCAGUUGUCCAGAUAUUGAAGUUGUCGCCGGUGGUCAUAGAGAUGACAGCGUUGGUUACUUUAUUCAGCCUACAAUUUUGAUUACUAAUAAUCCAACAGAUAAGUUAAUGAAGGAUGACAUUUUUGGACCCGUUUUAUGCACAUAUUUAUAUCGUGAAAAUGAAAUUGAGAAAACCUUAGAUCUUGUUGAUUCAACUACAGAUUAUGCAUUAACUGGUUCCAUUUUUGCUCAGGAUGAAGAAUUUAUUAAGUAUGCAACUGAUCGCCUUAUCGAUACAACUGGUAAUUUUUAUGUAAAUGUUCAAUCCACUGGAUCUGUAGUUGGUCAACAACCAUUUGGGGGAGCUAGAUUAUCAGGUACAAAUGAUAAGGCCGGUGGACCUCAAUACACUUUAAGAUUCACUUCUCCGCUUUCGAUUAAAACACAAAUUAAACCCAUUCUAUCAUGGAAACAAGCACAUAUGAUUGACUAAUUGUUUCAUUCACUUUUACUAUUUGGAAAUUACUCAUUGCAUACGUAUAAGGCCUAAUCGUUGAACCAUCCUUAUACUUGUUAUUUCAACAAAAUGUUUGUACUCUUUUUUAAUCUUACAUGUAAUAAAUUUUAUACUUUUCGAUGA